This is a messenger RNA of Dentiscutata erythropus, 729 nucleotides long. Lineage: Eukaryota; Fungi; Glomeromycota; Glomeromycetes; Diversisporales; Gigasporaceae. The record is from the annotation of a GenBank genome assembly.
AUGUCUUUUCAAGUAAUUCACCAUCCUGUUGUCAACCGUUCUCUCAAAUAUGCAAACACAACUGUUGGUCGUGAUAAAGUUUAUAAGGGAGUUCAAUUCUUUGCACGAUUCUUGGCAUGGUAUCUUAGUCGCCUUGACUAUGAUAAAGAUACGAUUAAACGACUUAGCAGUUUAAAAAGCACAAUCGCCUCGGCUAGAAAACUUAUGCGAAUUGGAAAGUUUGUAGAACAUUUACAAUUUGCUUCUAAAGCUCUUAAGGAGAAGGACGAAUUCGCUAGGGUUACUACAUUAGGCAGGCGGUUAGGCUAUACUGUUUAUUUAUUUUGUGAUAGUUUAAUUUGGGCACAUAGUACUGGCGUUUAUAAAUUUAAUCAAAUAAAAAGAAUAACUAAUACAGCAUCUAAAUUUUGGAUUAUUGGUCUUAUAUCCUCGAUCAUUCAUUGUUUUUAUAAAUUACAUCAAAAUGGUUAUCAAACAAGUUUUUUAGAACGAAAUAGUAAAUCUAAAAAUAUUGAAAAUAGUGAACAAAGUUCUAGUGUCCAUUCUAGUGUUAACGAUCUUAAAAGGGAACGCAAAAAUCUUAUCAGACAACUUUUCCAAGAUCUCUUUGAUAUAGUGAUCCCUCUUACUUCCCUUGGAUAUAUUCAUCUAGAAGAUGGUAUAGUUGGUCUUUCUGGAGUAUUCUCUGCUAUUAUUGGUGCUAAGAUUCAAUGGGAAAAAGUGAAAUAA